AUGUUUGUAGCUCUUAGACCUUGUAUUGAUGGAUUCCUAGAGGGGUGCAGACCAUUUAUAGGUGUUGAUGCAUCCAAUUUGUAUGGCAAGUACAGAGGACAGUUGGCAUCCGCAACUGGUGUAGAUGGCCACAAUUGGCUGUAUCACAUUGCAUAUGCAAUUUUUGAUAAAGAGAAUGAGGACAACUGGGUUUGGUUCAUGGAACAGUUGCAUAGAGCCAUUGGCAAUGUUCCUAACCUAGUUAUUUGUACAGAUGCUUGUAAAGGUCUAGAGACAGCAGUUGGAGCUGUAUUCCCUAAUGCUGAAAAUAGGGAAUGCAUGAGGCACCUGUACCAGAAUUUUAUGAAGCAGUACAUAGGUGAUGUCUUCACUGAUCACCUGUAUCCAGCUGCUAGGAACUACACAACUGGAAUGUUCCAGUGGCACAUGAAGAAAAUAUUUGAGUUUGCACCUGACACAAUUGAGUAUCUGGAGACACACCACAGUAGAAUAUGGUAUAGAUGUGGGUUCUCUGAAAACAGGAAGUGUGAUUACUUGACCAAUAAUGUGUCAGAGAGUUUCAAUGCUCAAGUGAAGAAGUUCAAAGGGUUGCUGUUGCAUGAACUAGUAGACAAGCUGAGGGAGCUCAUAAUGGAAAAGAGAUACUUGAGAAAGAAACUGGCUAGGCAGUGGCCAGAAGGAAUUCUGCCUAAUGUCAUGAAAGAAUUGAAUCUGAUUAGCAACCAGCUUAAGGUCAUAAAAGUUACAGUAAGUGAUGAUUACAUAGCUGAAGUCACCCUUUUGGACCAUUGGAACAAUCAAAAACGGCACACAGUGGACCUGCAGAAUCACAAAUGCUCUUGCAGGGAGUGGCAAAUUACUGGGAAGCCAUGUAGACAUGCUUUGGCCUGGAUAUUGUCUAAUAGGGGGAUCAAAAUUGAAGACUAUGUCCAUGAGUACUACUCAGUGGCUAGGUUCAAGAAAGCUUAUGAAGCCAGAGUUGAGGGAAUACCAGAUAGGUCCCAGUGGCCUCAAGUGGAUCUUGGUUUCAAAGUGCAUCCACCAUUGUUGGGCAGAGGACCAGGGAGGCCAAAGGUGCAAAGGAUUAGAGGGUGCAUGGAAAAAAGAACCACAAAGAAAAAUGAUAGCAGCAUUGCCCACCACAAUUGGCCUAUUACCCUUCCUGAACUCAUCCCUCAGUUCUUUGAUUUCAUUCCUCACAUUGCCAAUCUCCAAUUUGAUGUCAGCAAGCUGCAUCUUCAGAUCAAGUGCCACAAUCUUCAACUCCCCACUAACCUGCUGCAUUCCUUGAACAACAUGAUCAGGAGCCUGCCCAACUACUUGUAUGUGCCCAGAACCAAUUGA
Panicum virgatum (switchgrass) is the source of this 1344-nucleotide messenger RNA. RefSeq lists its product as uncharacterized. The coding region runs from base 1 to 1344 and encodes 447 amino acids. Lineage: Eukaryota; Viridiplantae; Streptophyta; Magnoliopsida; Poales; Poaceae. Gene Ontology annotation, molecular function: DNA binding; transposase activity; zinc ion binding. The record is from RefSeq and is a predicted model, not a curated record. Gene Ontology annotation, biological process: DNA transposition. The transcript has a single exon.